AUGACAGUGAAUAUUUACAAACAGGUGCCACCUAAUUUCUUCAACGCAACGAUGACGUACAGACGAGACUCACGCUAUUUUUUUCCCUACGGACAGUUCGUGUCGUUGAAUUCUCAAAGAAGAGGAGAAGAUCCUGUGACCGUAUCCGAACGAAAGCCACCCAUCGGUUCUAUAUUUCCUUCGAGAACAGUCCUAUGUAAUGACUACAUCACGGAGAAAUUCUAUCGCAGAAUUUCACAGUUGCUCAUUCCUGUCGUCAUGAAGAGAAAAUUCUAUGAA
Molecule: messenger RNA, 279 nt
Organism: Ostertagia ostertagi
Lineage: Eukaryota; Metazoa; Nematoda; Chromadorea; Rhabditida; Trichostrongylidae
Source: the annotation of a GenBank genome assembly